Molecule: messenger RNA, 1268 nt
Organism: Oncorhynchus keta (chum salmon)
Lineage: Eukaryota; Metazoa; Chordata; Actinopteri; Salmoniformes; Salmonidae
Gene: ube2v2
Product: ubiquitin-conjugating enzyme E2 variant 2
Exons: 4
Coding region: 359-817 (152 amino acids)
Biological process (GO): protein K63-linked ubiquitination; DNA damage tolerance
Cellular component (GO): nucleus
Source: RefSeq, a predicted model, not a curated record
AAACUCCCUAGAAAAGUUUAAACCUAAAGAGGAACGGGAGAAGAGAUCUGGCUGUACCAGUUUGAGGUACUGUAUGUUCAUAGCAUUCUCAAGCUUAUUUCGUAUGCAGUUCGUGUAAUGUGCCUCUCUCCUGAUUGUCCCAAUGCAAGACCACCUUGUCAGCCACAUUCUUGGUAUGCCUUUUGGCUUUAAUUGAAUCUUGUCCAACCCCCCAACUUAGUAGUAUAUUCGAAUACAUGGAAAGACCCAGCGGGGCCUGAGCCGUUUCUGCAUACAUGCCUGAGGCCCAACACACCCUAUUUCAUAGACUGCGGUCAGAUAAUCGUGAUGUCACUGCUUCUGGAUUUGGCUGAAGAAGAUGGCGGCCUCCUCAGGAGUUAAAGUUCCACGUAAUUUUCGCUUGUUGGAAGAGCUUGAAGAGGGUCAGAAAGGUGUUGGAGAUGGGACAGUCAGCUGGGGCCUUGAAGACGAUGAAGAUAUAAUGCUAACACGGUGGACGGGCAUGAUUAUCGGACCGGCACGAGUAAGUGUGACUGCAGCAGGAACUAAUUAUGAGAACAGGAUAUACAGUCUGAAAGUGGAAUGUGGUCCAAAAUAUCCUGAAUCACCACCGGUCGUUAGAUUUGUAACAAAAAUUUGCAUGAAUGGGAUAAAUAAUUCCAAUGGGAUGGUGGAUACACGAAGCAUACCAAUUCUAUCUAAAUGGCAAAAUUCUUAUAGCAUUAAAGUUGUUCUUCAAGAGUUAAGGCGUCUAAUGAUGUCCAAGGAGAAUAUGAAGCUCCCACAACCACCAGAAGGACAAACCUACAGCAAUUAAUUGUUCACAGAUUGUUUACUUUUGACCCCUAUUGUCUUAAACCUUAUUCUCUUAUAAAAAAUAUUCCCUCCACCAUUCUAAGAAUUUAGACAGAGCCAGGUUGGAUAUUCCUUCUAGUUUGCUCAUUCUAGAAUAUCCCCACUGAGAGUGAAAUUAUGUUUUUAAGAACACUGUUAUUCCUCUUCUAUUGACCUUUAUUUAACUAGGCAAGUCAGUUGAGAACAAAUUCUUAUUUUCAAUGACGGCCUAGGAACAGUGGGUUAACUGCCUGUUCAGGGGCAGAACAACAGAUUUGUACCUUGUCAGCUCGGGGGUUACUAGUCCAACGCUCUAACCACUAGGCUACUGUGACCAUUCACUUUCUGAUCAAGAGAUGUGUCAAGUUGGCUUCCCAAGAGAUGCAUAGCACCAAGUGGAGACCCAAGUCAGAAUAAUAAUAAUAAUAAUAAUA